Molecule: messenger RNA, 645 nt
Organism: Medioppia subpectinata
Lineage: Eukaryota; Metazoa; Arthropoda; Arachnida; Sarcoptiformes; Oppiidae
Source: the annotation of a GenBank genome assembly
AUGAGCAAAACAAAGGAUCCGUUGGUGUCUCUCGUGAAGAGCUAUUUAUCAAAGACUAACCGUCCGUUCAGUGGAAACGAUGUCUUCAAUAAUAUGAACUCAAAAGACAGCAAAUUAAGCAAAACAGCGGUCUUUAAGGCGUUGGAGGACUUGUCGGCCAAAGAGAAGAUCAUUGAGAAACUAAAUGGCAAACAAAAGAUCUAUUUCCCACUUCAGGACAACUUCGAGGCCGUCGAUGACCAACAGCUCAAACAAUUGGACCAACAGUUGGAUCAAUUGGGCAAAGAGUUCAAUCAAGUGGACGACGAGCACAAACAUAAGGCGUCCAAACUGUCGGCCAUUAAAAGCGGUCAGACUUUGGCACAGAUUAGCGAACAGUUGUCUGAAUUGAAAGCCCAGACCUCAGAGAUGGAGGAGAGGAUGAAAUGCAUUGACAGCAAAGCCAAAGGUUUAGAUCCCAAAGCGAACCAUAAGCUGAAGAAUGAGAGGCAAAAGUUGGUCACUGAUUGGCGUAAACGUAAGCGAAUGGCCACUAAUAUGGUUGAUAUGAUUCUCGAGUCUUAUCCGAAGCCGAAGAAAGCAUUCAUCGAAGAGAUUGGUCUCGAAACUGAUGAGCAAUUAAAGGUGGAUUUGCCACAAAUGUGA